GGCCGCCGCCACCGCUGCUCUCUCCUCUGAGCACAGUUCCCCCUCACCACCACCACGGGCGAGGUGUUACUUCAAGGCACACUGUUAUAAACACCACUCACGCCUUCCUUAACUAUCAGCAGUGACGCGCCUCCUUCAACAACACUUGUGAAGUCAUCACCACCACACAACAACCAUUUCGCACCUUCAGCAUAUAGAUAAGAUAGUGUUUUCCAAAGGGGUGACAAGAUAGAAUAUUGAGAAGGAAGAUAAGUGUGGCGACUGGCUGACGAAGAGCAGGUGUUGACCCCCUAAGGUAUCAGGGGAGUGUAGAGCAGGAUGCUGAGGUGGCCGGUGGCGAGGGCAGUGCUGGGUCAGAGUGGGCCAGGCCGGGUUAUUCAGGGCCUCACAGAAGCGGGUCAUAGAGCACCAGGGACCACUAAAUGUCUCGGCACCACCGCCCGGGUCAGCUCGGCCGGCUCACAGGUGCAAGAAUUGAAGGAUGAGGGUCACACACAACCCGCCACCGCCAAGAAGCCUAGUCGUCCACCUUUUAUCAAGAAUCUUUUCUUGGGAAGGUUUGAUAAGGAGAUGUUGGUAUUCCCAGAAGUACUGGAUAAGGAACAGCAUGAACUGUUGCAUGAGAUGAUUGUUCCUAUUGAACGAUUCUUUAUAGAGCAAGUGGAUGGAGUCAAGAUUGAUAAGGAAGCAAAGAUCCCACCUGAAACACUCCAAGGACUCAAAGAAUUAGGGUUAUAUGGUCAACAGAUUCCAGAGGAAUUUGGUGGACUUGGGCUGGGUGCCACAGAAUAUGCACGCAUUGCUGAAAUCACUGCUUUAGAUGGGUCUAUUGGUGUUACUCUUGCUGCUCACCAGGCCAUCGGAUUGAAGGGCAUACUGAUCACAGGAACAAGAGAACAAAAAGAGAAAUACUUGCCUCGCUUGGCAUCUGGUGAGUGGACAGCAGCUUUCUGCCUUACCGAACCCAGCAGUGGGUCUGAUGCUGCUUCUAUCCAGACCAAAGCUAAGCUUUCAGAAGAUGGGAAAACCUGGCUGCUGAAUGGGAGCAAGAUCUGGAUAUCUAAUGGUGGCUCUGCAGAUUUGAUGACAGUCUUUGCUAAAACUCCAGAAAUACGUCCUAAUGGUGAAAUAGACGAAAAAGUCACAGCAUUCAUAGUGGAAAGAGGAUUUGCAGGAGUGAGUAGUGGUGCUCCCGAAGACAAGAUGGGGAUCAGAGGAUCUGAUACGUGUGAGGUGUAUUUUGACAACACUCCAGUGCCUGUAGAGAAUGUUCUUGGGGAGGUUGGAGGUGGCUUCAAGGUAGCCAUGAAUAUUCUCAACUCGGGUCGCUUUUCCAUGGGCAGCUCUGGUGCAGGGAUUAUGAAGAAAUUGAUAGGUUGGUCCAUGGAGCACGCUGUAACCCGAAAGCAGUUUGGUUCCCACCUCUCGGAUUUUGCAUUAAUAAAAGAAAAGUUUGCACGCAUGAGUGUUGCCACUUAUGCCAUGGAAUCUAUGGCAUACCUGACGGCUGGAGUCCUAGACAGCCAAGAAAAUGCUGACUGUUCAGUGGAAGCAGCUCUUGUUAAGGUGUUCAGCUCUGAGGCUGUAUGGCAAUGGGGGUCUGAGUGUCUGCAGAUUUUGGGUGGCCUUGGCUACAUGAAAUCUUACCCGUUUGAACGUUACCUCCGUGACUCUCGCAUUCUCUUAAUCUUUGAGGGAACAAAUGAAAUUCUUCGGCUGUUUAUAGCUCUAACUGGAUUGCAUCAUGCGGGACUUGAGCUGCGUGAGAUGGUUCGAAAGCUGCGUAAUCCUGUAAUGAAUCCUGGUUUUAUAUUCACGAAGGUCAUCGAGAAAUAUCGACAACAAAAAGAUUAUCCCAAACUGGAUUUAGAAUUGGCAAGUUACGUUCACCCGACACUAAAACCAGGAGCUGAUGUUCUUGAGUACUCUGUGAAGCGCUUCCAAUACAGUGUGGAGACAGUGUUAGCCAGACACGGGAUGAAAGUAACUGAUCCCAAGAAUCAGAUGGAAUUGGCUCGUCUGGCCAACUGUGCCAUUGAUAUUUAUGGCAUGACUGCUGUGCUGGCGCGUGCAUCACGUUCGUACUGCAUAGGCAUUGCAAAUUCUUCGCAUGAGGUGCAACUUGCCUUGACAUUUUGUGAUGAGGCUUCUGCUCGUGUCAAGAAAAUGGUGAAGGACAUUGAAGAUGGCCCACGCCUCAAUAAUGACAACAUUUAUAUCAAAAUUGCCGACACUAUGAUUGAAAAUAAAGGAUAUGCUGCCGAGCACCCUUUGACGCGCGUCUUCUGGUGAUAGGAGACUAUAACUGAUGAAACAGUUUUAAGUAGAUAUGUAAAAAUUUUGUGUUGGCUAAAUUAUUUUUAAACUACUAUCCAGACUUUUGAGUAAUCUAGUUACAGUAUAUAAAAACAUAAUUUGACGUUUUAACAUUUUAUUACAUGUAAAUACUAGAUGAAGUGUAAAUAAAUUGAAUUUGUAAGAAAAUAAUGUGGUUAUAACACUGUAUUGCAUUACUCUGUAGAAAGGAGGAUUCCAGUCUGUGUAACCUGACAUGACUGUGAAAUUAGUAACUAUGCUGGGAGUAUCCUACUUUAUGACUACUUGCAAGUAUUUCACACACUUGUAUAUGAGAACAAGUGUAUCCACAAAGGGUUCAAGUGUAAUUUAAAGAGAAAGUGGUAUUUAAUAGAAAAUAUUCAGUAUUACUAAUUUCCUCUCCCUUCAUUGUUACUGCAUAAUAUAUACUAAGAGUUUAUUAUAUUAUCUUUAUUAAAUGGUUGCCAUUAACAAGUGACACUGUAUACAAUAGCUUCUAUUUGCUAGGUUUUCUGGCAGUAAAAUAAUAGUAAGAGUUUUUGUGUGGUGUAGACACCACAGUAUUCUUGAGCCACUUGUUCAGGACCAUUGUCAGGUCUGGAACUCAAGUUUUUUCCAACAUUAGAUCCAAUGUGUGUAUGAUCAGGUACCAUCAAUAAUCUAUGGAAGUAAUACAUUGAAAA
Molecule: messenger RNA, 2999 nt
Organism: Procambarus clarkii (red swamp crayfish)
Lineage: Eukaryota; Metazoa; Arthropoda; Malacostraca; Decapoda; Cambaridae
Product: complex I assembly factor ACAD9, mitochondrial
Molecular function (GO): flavin adenine dinucleotide binding; acyl-CoA dehydrogenase activity
Source: RefSeq, a predicted model, not a curated record